AAAGGAAGAAAAACUAGCAACUUUCGCCAAUUCGUGUGUUUUCAUGGAAUUCGUGGUUGGUCUCUCCGCCAAUUUAAAACAAGUCUGUGAGUAACAGUCUUCUAACAGACCAUGAUUCCCGAGGAUCAAUACAAGUGUAUAGCUUUCGAAGUAUACGAACACACGUAGAGAGUACCGAGAACCAAGGGGAAAAAAUGGAAGUGAGAGCUAGAGCUCCUGGGAAAAUUAUACUCGCCGGAGAACAUGCUGUAGUGCACGGAUCCACGGCAGUUGCUGCCUCCAUUGACCUCUGCACCUACGUUUCUCUUCGAUUCCCGACUCCUUCUGACAAUGAUGACUCAUUAAAACUUCAGCUCAAGGACAUGUCACUAGAAUUCUCAUGGCCAGUUUCUAGAAUCAAAGAAGUGCUACCUGAAGUAGUGAGUUCAUUGUCUCCAACACCCACCUCAUGCUCAAUAGAGACAAUGAAAUCAAUUGCAGCUCUUGUUGAAGAACAAAACAUUCCAGAAGCAAAAAUUGGACUUGCUACUGGAGUUUCAGCUUUUCUAUGGUUAUACACCUGCAUCCAAGGAUAUAAGCCUGCUACAGUGGUUGUCACUUCUGAGCUUCCUCUGGGUUCUGGCUUGGGUUCAUCUGCUGCAUUUUCUGUUGCACUCUCAGCUGCGCUGCUUGCUUUCUCGGAUUCAGUAAGUUUGGAUAUGAGCUGGCAGGAGUGGUCAGUAUUUGGGGAAAGUGACCUCGAGUUGGUGAAUAAAUGGGCUUUUGAAGGUGAAAGGAUAAUCCAUGGAAAACCAUCUGGAAUUGACAAUACAGUUAGCACAUAUGGCAACAUGAUCAAGUUCAGGUCAGGUAGUUUGACACGCCUCAAGUCCAAUAUGCCACUUAGAAUGCUCAUUACCAACACUAAAGUUGGGAGGAAUACAAAGGCUUUAGUUGCUGGUGUUUCCGAGAGAACCUUAAGGCACCCAGAUGCCAUGAGUUUUGUCUUUAAUGCUGUUGAUUCUAUCAGCAAGGAAUUGUCUACCAUUAUCCAGUCACCAGCCCCUGAUGACCUCUCCAUUACAGAGAAGGAAGAGAAGAUAGAAGAGUUAAUGGAAAUGAAUCAAGGUCUCCUCCAGUGUAUGGGAGUCAGCCAUUCUGCAAUAGAAACCGUUCUUAGGACCACAUUGAAGUACAAGUUGGCUUCCAAAUUAACAGGAGCUGGAGGUGGAGGAUGUGUUCUUACAUUGUUGCCAACCCUGCUAUCAGGAACAGUUGUUGACAAGGUAAUUGCGGAGCUGGAGUCAUGUGGCUUCCAAUGUCUGAUUGCUGCAAUAGGUGGGAAAGGUGUUGAGGUCUGCUUUGGUGGUUCAGCAUGAUAUUUCUAGUAAGAUCCCUAAUGCCAAAUAAUGAGCAUGAAAUGUCUGCUUUGAUGUUAUGUCCCUUUGCUGUCUGUACUCUGUAGAAUAAUAAACUAAUUAAACUUCAGGACUUUUGUGGUCUUGGAAGAUGUUAAUCUUAUUGCUUCGCGAGUAGUUAAGACAAUUGUAAAAAGUUAAGUGAGCUUUUAUUUGCUACUCUGUAUGCUCCUUGAUGGAAACCAAUUUUACACGAAA
This is a messenger RNA of Juglans microcarpa x Juglans regia, 1595 nucleotides long. RefSeq names its product mevalonate kinase. Bases 195 to 1358 code for a protein of 387 amino acids. Gene Ontology annotation, molecular function: mevalonate kinase activity; ATP binding. The record is from RefSeq and is a predicted model, not a curated record. Gene Ontology annotation, cellular component: cytoplasm. The transcript has 5 exons. NCBI's taxonomy places the organism in Eukaryota, Viridiplantae, Streptophyta, Magnoliopsida, Fagales, Juglandaceae. Gene Ontology annotation, biological process: isoprenoid biosynthetic process.